UUGGGAUUUUACAUUCGUGAAGGUAACGGAAGAGACAGGUGGGACGGAGUGUUCAUUUCCAGGCUAGCUGCUGGAAGUGUUGCUGAACAAAACGGACUUUUAAAAAUUGGGGAUGAAAUAUUGUCGGUGAACGGCGCUGUCGUUAACAGAAAACGACUCGAAGAUGUGGUGAUAUCUAUG
This is a messenger RNA of Helobdella robusta, 180 nucleotides long. RefSeq lists its product as hypothetical. Lineage: Eukaryota; Metazoa; Annelida; Clitellata; Rhynchobdellida; Glossiphoniidae. Gene Ontology annotation, molecular function: protein binding. Gene Ontology annotation, biological process: centrosome cycle. The annotation marks the transcript as partial. The transcript has a single exon. The record is from RefSeq and is a predicted model, not a curated record.